Talaromyces amestolkiae is the source of this 1812-nucleotide messenger RNA. RefSeq lists its product as uncharacterized. Lineage: Eukaryota; Fungi; Ascomycota; Eurotiomycetes; Eurotiales; Trichocomaceae. Gene Ontology annotation, molecular function: flavin adenine dinucleotide binding; oxidoreductase activity, acting on CH-OH group of donors. The transcript is spliced from 2 exons. The record is from RefSeq and is a predicted model, not a curated record. The coding region runs from base 1 to 1812 and encodes 603 amino acids.
AUGGGUUCCGUUGAUGAGUUCGACUAUAUCAUUGUCGGCGGAGGCACUGCUGGCUUGACUGUAGCAGAUCGCCUAACUGAGGAUGAGAACGUGAAAGUACUGGUCGUUGAGGCUGGAGAAGAUCGCAGCAAGGAUCCUCUUGUGCUCACACCGGGUCUGGUAGCAGGCAUGUACGGCAACCCGGACUACGACUGGAAUUUCAAUUCAGUGCCACAGCCCGGACUCAAUAACCGCAAGAUCAAUCAACCCCGUGGAAAGCAGUUGGGCGGGUCCUCUGCUUUGAAUUUCUUGAUGCUCGUGUACCCUAACCGUGGUAGUAUUGACUCUUGGAAAGCAUUGGGUAACGAGGGCUGGGGCUACGAUGAUCUUGCGCCGUACUUCCGCAAGUUCGCAACAGUCCACGCCCCUCCUCAGGCCGCAAAGGAUGUCGUCGGCCUGACUUAUCACAAUGAGUCGCUGAUAGGCGAUGGACCCGUCCAAGUGUCAUUCAGUGAGGGAUAUGGCCCGACUAAUUCGGCAUGGAUGGAGACAUUUGCCAAAUUUGGACUUGAGAUGACAGCCGAUAUGAGAAGCGGCGAUGCUCUGGGAGCUUUCCAACAACCCGGAAGCAUUGACCCUGCCACCAAGACGCGCAGCUAUGCCGCAACAGCACAUUAUACUCCUGCGAUUGCAAGCCGGCCAAAUCUCACAAUUCUGACUGGUACCGUUGUCAAGAAGAUUAUCUUUGACACUACUGGUCCGGAGCCGGUAGCCACUGGUAUCUUGGCCCAGUCUAAAGAUGGAUCAGAGAAGACUUUGAACGCCCGAGAGGUUAUUCUCUCUGCAGGCUCUCUUAUGUCGCCUCAAAUUCUAGAGUUGUCCGGUGUUGGUUCAAAAUCUCUGUUGGAGAAACACAACAUACCCGUGGUGAUCGAUAACCCAUCCGUGGGUGAGAACCUCCAAGAUCAUGCUAUCACCUGCCAGUCGUACGAAGUCAACCCCGACAUCGCGUCAAGUGAUAUGCUCCGGGACCCAGCUGUCCUAAACGCGCUCCUUGGGAUGUAUCAAGCAAGCCGAGAUGGUCCUAUGGGUCAAUCAAAUAUAAGUGUGGCCUACGCACCUCUCACGGAUGCUUCAGGAAUCUCGUCAGCUGAAACGAAGAAAUCUCUUUUCGCCGCACACGAUCAGCAUACGCAGACUCUUGACGGCCAGAUAAUUCGCUCCCUUCUGGAGAAGGCAGGCGGGCCUACGGCACAGUACCUCCUCUUCCCAGGUCAGGCCAACACGUACUUGGCGGAACCUACAAGCAUGAUGGACUAUCUUGCACCAUCACAGCCGGGCAACUUUAUCACCAUAAUGUCACUUUUGAACCAUCCAUUUUCGCGUGGUAGUGUGCACAUCAACAGUGCCGACGUCCAUCAGCUGCCAACAUGGGAUCCCAAUUUCAAUUCAAACCCGUUGGAUCUCGAGAUUUCAGCGCUUCAUGCCAUGUUUGUCGAGAAGUUUACUCAAACAGCGCCUUUCUCCAACCUGCUGAAGCCAGACGGCGCACGCAUCCCCAAGGGCAAAGCCGACAGUGUUGAGGCCGCAAAGGAGGUUAUUCGUGAAACUCAAGUCAGUGAUUUCCACCCUUCCGGAAGCUGUUCCAUGAGACCCAAGGACAAGGGAGGUGUAGUCGAUACCAGAUUGAGGGUGCAUGGUGCCAAGGGAUUAAGAGUUGUUGAUGCCAGUAUUUUCCCGUUUGUGCCGCUGGGUAAUAUUCAGAGUGUCGUGUAUGCUGUUGCUGAGAAGGCGGCUGAUUUGAUCAAAGAGGAUCGACUUAACGCAGCAUAA